Prunus armeniaca (apricot) is the source of this 1530-nucleotide messenger RNA. Lineage: Eukaryota; Viridiplantae; Streptophyta; Magnoliopsida; Rosales; Rosaceae. The record is from the annotation of a GenBank genome assembly.
AUGGAGGAGCUGCUCAUGAUCCUAAUUAGUUCUGUGCUUGUGUGUGUAUCUCUCUACUACUACAUUUUUAAGAUUCGUGUCAACGGCACGAAAAAUAAACGACUUGAUCAGCAUAAACUCCCACCGGGAAGCACAGGCUGGCCAAUCAUAGGUGAAACCCUCGAGUAUCUAAGGACAGGAAAAAAGGGUGUCCCAGAAAAGUUCAUAGCAGACAGGAGGAACAAGUACAAGAACUCUUCCUACUACUCCUCUGCGAAUUGCAAGGUCUUCAAGACAUCGUUGCUGUUCGAAGACAUGGCCGUGCUCUGCACUGCCGCCGGAAACAAGUUCCUGUUUUCAAACGAGAAGAAGCUGAUCAAGUCAUGGUGGCCGCCUCACUUGGACAAGCUCAUAUUUGCCGACUCUGCUCCUGACGAGAAAGCGAAAGCAUUCAUCACCGAAGAGUCCACCCGAUUUCGCAAUACUAUGGCUCCAUAUCUCAAGCCCGCGGGUCUCCAAAAGUAUGUUGGGACCAUGGACACUUUCACCAAAAAACAUCUGGAUAUGUACUGGGAAGAUGGAAAAGAUGAUGAUCAAGUGAUCAAGGCUCACCCGCUUGCAAAGAGGUAUGCGGUCACAAUGGCAUGCAGGCUCAUGUUAGACACAGAGGAUCAACAAGUAUUUAACAAACUAGAAAACCUAACGAAGGAUUUGUCUUCAGGGUUCACUUCAUUGCCAAUCGAUCUGCCCGGCACGCAGUUUAACCGUGCGAUUCGAGGGUCCAGGCAACUCAGGGAAGAAAUUAAGAAUAUUGUCACUCAAAGGAGGAUACAUCUUUCCACUCGUAAGGUGGACGAAGAUGUUGAUGGUUUAGAUAUUUUGUCCAGCUUGAUCAUGGACACAAGUAGCGACGGGCAAGGGCUGAGCGACUCGGAGAUUGCCAGCAAGUUGUACGGCGUUAUAGUUAGUGGCUAUGACACUUUCAGCAGCACGUUGGCUGCCAUUGUCAUGUGUCUAGCAGAGCUUCCUCAUGUCUAUGAUGCCGUCCUUCAGCAAAGGCAGAUUGCAGAGUCAAAAGCAGCAGGAGAGCUGUUGAACUGGGCGGAUAUACAAAAGAUGAAAUAUUCAUGGAGCGUGGCAUGUGAAGUUAUGCGAUUGUUGCCACCAAAUUCCGGGACUUUUAGGGAAGCCACUUCCGACUUCGUCUAUGAAGGAUAUCUGAUUCCAAAAGGAAUGAAGCUGAAGUGGAGCGUGCAUUCGACACAUAAAAACCCAGAGUACUUCCCAGAUCCAGAAAAGUUUGAUCCGUCGAGGUUUGAGGGACAAGGACCACCUCCUUACUCAUUUGUUCCUUUUGGAGGAGGACCUCGGAUGUGUCCAGGCAAAGAAUAUUCUCGGCUCAAAAUGUUGGUGUUCAUGCACAACGUUGUCACCAGAUACAGAUGGGAGAAGGUUUUUCCUGACGAGAAAUUCGUGUGGAACCCAGCGCUUGUUUCUACCAAAGGACUUCCAAUUCGGGUUUUCCCUCACAAUAAAUCACAGUCCAACUAA